Messenger RNA from Rhincodon typus (whale shark), 1483 nucleotides. It is a transcript of the gene fsbp, whose product is annotated as fibrinogen silencer-binding protein. The coding region runs from base 1 to 966 and encodes 321 amino acids. The record is from RefSeq and is a predicted model, not a curated record. The transcript is spliced from 2 exons. Lineage: Eukaryota; Metazoa; Chordata; Chondrichthyes; Orectolobiformes; Rhincodontidae.
AUGUGCUCUACAGAAAAUAUGCAAGGGAAAAAAUCAAACCGAUCCUCAAAUUUUACCAUAUACGAAAAGAUUGAUCUGUUAAAACUUGUACAGCCUCACAUCAAAGUUUUGGAGGUUCAUAAAAAUAAUCAAGCCAUAAUUGUUGAAAAAAAUCGUUGCUGGGAAACUAUAGCACAACAAUACAAUGCUGUUGGAGUGGAUCGCCCUCCUCGUAGUGCACAGGCUUUGCGAACACUCUAUAAACGCAUUAAAGAAAGUGCUAAACAAGAGAUAGCUAGGAGAGAACAGCUGCAUCCAGAUUAUAAAGGAAACGUCUCCGAACCAACCAGAAGAAUUCUAGAAAUGAAUCCUCAUAUUUUCCAACCGCUUCUGAAGGUGGUAGACCCCGAUCACUUACAAAGGCCUUGUGCAAGUUCUGCUUCUGAACAAGAUUCCUGUGUGGAACAACCUAUGAGCUUGUAUCCACAACCUGGAACCUCAAGCUGCCUAGCUCAACCCUGUCCUGAGUGGGUAACACCAGAGUCAGAACCUGAGCAUGAAGAGAAACCACCUCCAUUAUUAACUGUACUUUCGCAGCCAAAUGUAAACUUGGAGCACCAGAAGAAAACCGAGAAUCAGCAGACCACAAAUGGCUCUGCCUCACCAUUUUCAUCUUGUGGAGCACGAUUAUCAUUAACACCAUCUCCCAGACUUGCGAGACGGGAAGAUGAUGUGUUCAGUAUCCACCAGCGCCACAGAGGUGCCCUAUGCCAUUUGUCCAGUCAUGAUAAUGAGCAAGUACAAUUAAUGUCAGCAGAGGAACAUGAGAUAAUUAUGGAGAAUCAAAGAAAGCUUGGACAGUAUCUUGAUGAGAAAAGAGAGAGUCUUAAAAGAAGGCAAGUGCUGGAGGAAGAACUAUUAAAGGCAAAAAUCAGGGUGGAAGAAUUAAAGGCAGCAAGACUGCAACAAGGCUUGCCAGCUCUCUAAGAAGCUUACUGUUUGUAAAUUAAUAUCUCUAUUAAAAUAGAGUAGAAGCAUUUCACUGCUGUGGUGUGAAUUAUAAUUCCUGCCACAGCGUGCCAGUAAUUACAAUAUAGAAGAAACAUUGUACAAUGUUUUCUAGGUUUUUGGCUAAAUUUAAUAAUUGCUCAACAAUGGUUACUACUGGCAAUGAAAAUACAUUGAACUGACAAAUGAGAUGAACAAUUUUUAUGUUCCAAUCAAAUCUCAAACCUUUGCACCCUUAUCAAAAUGAGGGGUUGUUUAGAAAAUGAUCAGAGCUCCACUUGGCUGAUUUGAUUAACAUAGCUCAAUUCACAUUGCAAACAAUAUGGUGCAUUACGGGAUCGUACUUGACCAGAGUAACUGUAAUAACUCAUGGGAACUUGAGAAUGCAGUGCUUUGGAAUCCAUUUUCUCAAUUUUUUUAUUUAGAAUUUCUUUAUUUGAACAGCUGAGUGAGAAUAGCUUCAAGUUGUUCCUGGUACUUGCACAAAUCAAAAGUU